Myzus persicae (green peach aphid) is the source of this 1846-nucleotide messenger RNA. Its product is annotated as tetratricopeptide repeat protein 5-like. Gene Ontology annotation, molecular function: protein binding. The transcript has 10 exons. The record is from RefSeq and is a predicted model, not a curated record. Lineage: Eukaryota; Metazoa; Arthropoda; Insecta; Hemiptera; Aphididae. The coding region runs from base 263 to 1663 and encodes 466 amino acids.
CGUCGGGAGUGGGAGUCGGAAGAUAUCUCAUUAUCUUUAGUAUUUAAUAUUUUUAAUUGUCAGUUUAUGCUUUAGUACUUUACAGUUACGCUGUUCACAACUAUUUCAGAAGUGUAUCAUGAAUGACGAUUUUAUAAUUAGCCAAAGCCAGUAGAUAAGCUCAAGAUUCGGGGAAAUAAUUUAUGCUAUCAUGGACUACUCUUAUACAAGGGUACAAUAAACUUUUAGAAAAAAAACCGGAUAUAUUUUGAUUUCGCUUAAAAUGAGCGAUACUCGACAAACAGAUGACGACAAGUCUGAGAAAAACCAUGAUCAGAAUUUAGAAAAACUGAAUGAUUUGAAUUUGAGAGAAGAAAAUGAGGUUUCUGAACAGGACAAAUGUACGCCCACACUUGAUUAUCUUCAGUCCAUUGUUGAGGAGCUGUAUACGUUUCAUAAAAAUUCAUCAGAAAAUAAUACCGAAAAGGUAUCUUACAAUAAAGAAGUACUCAAUGAAAAUAUUAAAGGAGUAUUAACAUUGAUGAAAACAAAUGAAGAAGCUGCAGUUGCUGAAAACAAAGCACAGUAUUUUUUUUUACUGGGCAAAACUUGGAGUGUUACUCAACCAGUGACUGAAGAAUGUAUUAAUGUAUUGUCCAAAGCUGUUAAACUGAAUCCAACACACUUAGAUGCCUGGAAUUCGCUUGGGGAAUGUUUAGUACAUUUAAAAAGGUUUUCCGAAGCCAAAUAUUGUUUCCUUGCCUCAUUGAAACACGGUAAAUGUAAAGUCAUUUUGAGGAAUCUAUCUAUUAUAAUGCGAGAGGCUCAGUUAUUGACUAAUGAAAAUAUUAAGGAAAACCUGAAUGCAGGUAUUGAGUAUGCAAAAGAAGCUGUUGAAUUGGACACUAAUGAUGGUGAAUCAUGGGCAAUACUUGGAAAUGCUUAUCUAUCCUUAUUUUUUAGAAGACAAGAAGAUAAGCUCCUUAGACAAUCCAUCAACUCUUUUGAGAAAGCUGUCAAAGAUCCUGUAGCUGCCAAAAAUGCUGAUCUUCAUUUUAAUCGAGGCGUCGCUUUAAAGUAUGGGGAAAUUUAUACUGAUGCUUUAUUGAGCUUUGAACAAGCCUCAAUAUUGGAUCCAAUGUGGACUACAGCUAAAGAAACUUUGGAAGAUCUUAUUAAAUAUUUGACCUCAACACAAACAUUAUAUCAGCGUAAGGGUCAGGUAAAGAGUAAGAGACUGCAACAAAUGACAGAGUCUUUAAACCCAAGUUGCUUGGGAUUGUACAACAAUAAAAUAAAAACAAUGAAAGGUCAUGUAAAGUUGGAACAUGUUCCACUAUCAAAACUUCAAGCCGGUUUUAAUGCUAACAAUGUAGUAUGUGGCCGAGUAGUAUGUGUUGUAUACAAUCAGGAACCUGUCCCUUAUACAUUCUGCCUGGUUGAUAAAGAAUUAUCGUGUGUUGUGGUAUCGGUAUACAAUCUAGCUCAGGGUAGAGGACCGAUCAUAGGAGACUCUGUGGCUAUUCCCGAACCUUAUUUGACUCAUAUUGAUGCAAAAUAUAUAAAUCAGACAUUCCAGUACCCUAGCAUAAGAGUAAAUCUUCCUUUAACUAUGGUGGUAAACAAGAAAAAUGUGAGUGCAGAAUGUGUAUCUCAACCACGGUUUUUAUCCAAACCAUUUUAAUAACUGUUUCUAUUUUCUUACACCAUACAUUUUGUAUAGUCAAUCAGUCAUUUCAUCAUGAUAAUCAUUAUUAUAAAAUUGUUUUUUAUGAGCUUAAUUUAAUUAACAUUGUCAACAAUAUUUGUAAAUACUUUAAAUUAUUAGUGAACUACUUUCAUUAUAUAGAAGACCUUCCAUCAUUAA